Molecule: messenger RNA, 1482 nt
Organism: Conger conger (European conger)
Lineage: Eukaryota; Metazoa; Chordata; Actinopteri; Anguilliformes; Congridae
Product: hepatic triacylglycerol lipase-like
Exons: 9
Coding region: 1-1473 (490 amino acids)
Biological process (GO): lipid metabolic process
Molecular function (GO): triacylglycerol lipase activity; apolipoprotein binding
Source: RefSeq, a predicted model, not a curated record
AUGGCCGUCAUAAAAAUCCUGGCUUGCUUGGUGAUCCUGUCUCACCUCAGUGAUGGACAGAGGACAGGAAGAAAAGAAAUGGACACUAUGAAGACAGCAUACGUUCCACAAUCAGCCUUCCGGAUGUAUUCAGCGGGAGGGCCACCGAAGGGCUCCUGUACCCUGCUACCACACGUCCCACAGACCUUACAUUCCUGCAGGUUCAACACCUCGAACCCCCUGAUUAUCAUCAUCCAUGGCUGGACGGUAGACGGGAGGAUGGAGAGCUGGGUAACCGACCUGGCGUCCGCUCUGAAGUCCACCCUGGGGGACGUCAACGUGGUGAUCUGUGAUUGGCUGACUCUGGCCCACCGACACUACCCCGCCGCGGCCCAGAACACACGCGCAGCUGGGCGGGACGUAGCGCACCUGCUGCAGUGGCUGGAGGAGUCUUCCCAGUUUCCCAGUGACAAGGUUCAUCUGAUUGGAUAUUGCUUGGGUGCUCACGUUGCAGGAUUCGCUGGGAGCCAUUUCACUAGAUCCAGAAAAAUUGGACGAAUCACAGGGCUGGACCCAGCAGGCCCACUGUUUGAAGGGAUAUCCCACACUGACAGGCUGUCUCCUGACGAUGCUAAGUUUGUAGACGCCAUUCACACCUUCACUCAGCAGCACCUGGGCCUGAGCAUGGGCAUCGCACAGCCAGUGGGGCACUUUGACUUCUACCCCAACGGAGGGGCCUUCCAGCCAGGCUGUGAAAUAAGCACCCUAUUCUCUCACUUGUCGCAGUAUGGACUAGGCGGUUUCCAAAAGUCAGUGAAAUGUUCACACGAGCGGGCCGUCCACUUGUUCAUCGACUCGCUGUUGAACAGAGACGAGCGGAGCACUGGUUUCUGGUGCAGGGAGGAGAGCGCUUUCGACCGGGGCGUCUGCCUCGACUGCCGCAAGAACCGCUGCAACAGGCUGGGUUACGACAUAAAGAGGGUGCAAACUAAAACCAGCAAGAAACUAUACCUGAAAACUCGCUCCAACCAGCCUUACAAAGUUUAUCACUAUCAACUGAAGCUACAGUUCAUAAACCAGGUGGAGACCAUCAAGCCCUUUCUCACCAUCUCUCUCACUGGCACCAAGGCAGAGAGUGUGAAACUGCCCCUCACAUUUGUUGAUGGGAUAUCAGGUAACAGGACCCACACCUUCCUGGUCACCCUGGAGACAGAUAUUGGGGAGCUGAUGAUGUUGAAGCUCCAUUGGGAGGGUAGGGCAGUCCUGGCCUCUGUGUGGAACAGGAUGCAGACCUUCAUCCCGUGGGGAGGGGAGAGGAAGAGGAGAGGGCUCACCUUGGGCAAUAUACGCAUCAAGACAGGAGAUACACAGGCAAAGACGUCACUUUGUGCCAAGACGAACGAUGAAAUGUAUCUUCAACCAUCGCAGGAGAAAAUCUUUGUGCGCUGCCAGGCGGGACGUCUGAAACAACAAAGGAGGCGAAUACACAGCUAAUUUUCUUUC